GCGCGCGAGUGCGUGACACUGGCGUGCCGUGCCGUGCCGUGCCGUGUGCGUGCGGAGGUGCUGUGCGUCGCGCGAUCGGAGACGCCGUGCCGUGGCUUUCCUUUCGGAGCGGGUCCUUGGCGAGAGCGCCGCGUGGUGUACGCGCACCUCGAGUCAGCCGUUCUUCCGGGAGUUCCGGGUCGAAUCGGGCUGCGGUUGAAUCUAGAGGGUGUCCUGGACAUCGCGCGCGCGCCCAGUUGCUCCUCUCGAUGACAGCUCCCUCGACCUUCCCCCCAGUUGAUUGCACUAGUAGACCAGUAUCGGUUGAUACGUCGCGAGGUAAUCGCUAUGGAUCAGGAGGACAUUCUGACGAUACUGAAGAUCCUCAUGAUCGGCGAGUCUAACGUGGGGAAAUCGAGCAUACUCCUGAGGUUCACCGAGGACGAGUUCUACGAGAACAUGCAGAGCACGGUCGGCAUGGACUACAAGACCAAGCAGGUCACCAUCGACGGCAACGUGGUGAAACUCGCGAUUUGGGACACCGCCGGCCAGGAGCGAUUUCGCACCUUAACGCCGAGUUAUUACAGAGACGGCCAGGGCGCGAUCUUGAUGUACGACGUCACGGACCGCAAUACCUUCGUCAAGCUGGAGACGUGGCUCAACGAGCUGAAUACGUACUGCAAUAAAACCGACAUCGUCAAGAUGGUGGUGGGCAACAAGAUAGACCUGCCGAAUAGAGAAGUGAGCACCGAGGAGGGCCUGCAGUUCGCCAGGAGGCACCAGACCCUGUACAUCGAGAGCAGCGCGAAAACGGCGGACGGCGUGAAGUGUUGCUUUGAGGAGCUCGUGCAAAAGAUAAUACAAACGCCCGGCCUUUGGGACAGUCAUUCCUUGCGAUUGUACGACAAUGGUACCAUGGGUGGCGCGAGGCAUCGGAUGGGAAAGCGAGGAAUGCAGCUGAGCAACGACCAUCAACCGCAGGACACGUACUCAAGUUGUUAUUGCAGUCUGCUGUAAUCAACUGUGACGAACAAGUGCGUGGGUUUGCGACGAUGGUGUACGGUGUGUUUGAAGAUCCGACAUAGGAAGUAGAGUGUAAUGUGGAGAGGGUCAACGAGUCACCACUUCAUGUUGUGUAUUAAGAUUGUACGAAACCCAUUCAAAAAAGAGGCACGCGCGCACGUCUAAAUGUACAAACUGUCGUUAAACGUUAAUCGAAUCUGGCAUAGAGAUCUACGAUGUUGAGCAAAAUUUUGUGUUCGUGUAAAUACAUGGUUUACGAAUACUAAGGGAAACGCCCGUAGAGCACUCGAUGAGACACUCGCGUAGACGGUAGUCGGUCACGUUUUUGUACAAGUGAAUUCGAACAUUUUUAUAGUCCUCUUUCGAUUGUGUUUGUCGUUUUAUAUUUUGCACAGUACGUGCGCUUGACGCAUAUCGUUGUUACAUCUGGAAAACAAAUGUGUAUUAUACUGUAUAAAUAUAUUUAAGGAUGUUGUUUCUUUAAUUUGUCGAUUAUGCGCUAAUAUCUAGGUGCUACAGUAUGCAUGCUUGUCGAGGAAUGUAUACUGCGCCGAGAGAGCGGCGAGUAUAUAUUUCACAAAGAUUUCAAUACGGCUAUACACGGUAGUGAUAUACAGCGUAUUCUAGAGUUUGUGUACACAGAAUGCGCAACGUGCUUUUCUGCCAGAAGAGACAACUGUUUCUCGCUGAUAAAAUGGCGUACGAGCAACAAUUCUUAAGCGAACGAUCCGACACUGAUGUAUGAACGCUCUAAAUUACCAACGAAUCGAAGAUGACGUGUGUUGUACAUGCUAUUUUAUUAUUUCUCUAAAAGUCUUAUAAAAUCGUGAAGGGCAUGUAAGAGAUUUCAUUGUCGCCGUUUUUCGGUGAUGCUGAUUGAUUUUCUCGCUUGGUCUCUCCAAAAGUUCCAUAGCAAUUAUAUUUAUUUGAUAAGAGAUUGGAAAUCUAAUCGACCUCUCUAAAGUUUACUCUACAAUAGACGCAAAUUGCGUGACGCUAAGUCACAACGCAAGAAAUCGACCAAUCGCAGUCAAAUGUGAGAAGAAUGUUAAUGGCCGAGUUUUUGCGUUGCGGCUUAACGUCUUGCGUUUUUGCGUCCAUUGUAGAAUAAGCUUGAAACAACAGUCGAAAGUAAAAUAGAUUAGAUUUAAAAUAUUCCAGAGAUAUAGAUAGAAGGCCUAAUCGAAUAUUUUAAAGCAAUGUAGGCUUUUCUUUUGUAUGUAUUGUAUAUAUAUAUUUACUCUGUGGAUAAGAUUUAUUUUACUUUUGAUAAUACGAGUGUUAAAAAAGUUUGAUAGCUAAAGAUUGUACAUUAGUUAUGAAAUCUUUACAGUAAUAGUGAAACUACACGUUCAGCAUGCAUCAUCACUGAUUCAUAGGUAUGAUUCAUAGCUUGAAAUUGCUCUCGAGUUAAAGAAUACCGCUCGAUAAUUUUGCCCGAGUAAAAAGUUGCUUUACUUUUUUUAACGCAAAGAAUCGCACCGUGCAUACCGUGAGCGCGAAACUCGGAGAAAAAAUUAUGUAUUAUAACUCAUUCAUUUGUAAAUAAAAGCAACAUUUUCUGGGUG
Vollenhovia emeryi is the source of this 2570-nucleotide messenger RNA. It is a transcript of the gene Rab18, whose product is annotated as ras-related protein Rab-18-B. Bases 328 to 996 code for a protein of 222 amino acids. The record is from RefSeq and is a predicted model, not a curated record. NCBI's taxonomy places the organism in Eukaryota, Metazoa, Arthropoda, Insecta, Hymenoptera, Formicidae. Gene Ontology annotation, molecular function: GTP binding; GTPase activity. The transcript has 5 exons.